Tachyglossus aculeatus (Australian echidna) is the source of this 1053-nucleotide messenger RNA. It is a transcript of the gene GNAT1, whose product is annotated as G protein subunit alpha transducin 1. The transcript has 8 exons. The record is from RefSeq and is a predicted model, not a curated record. Bases 1 to 1053 code for a protein of 350 amino acids. Gene Ontology annotation, molecular function: GTP binding; GTPase activity; G protein-coupled receptor binding. Gene Ontology annotation, biological process: adenylate cyclase-modulating G protein-coupled receptor signaling pathway. Gene Ontology annotation, cellular component: heterotrimeric G-protein complex. Lineage: Eukaryota; Metazoa; Chordata; Mammalia; Monotremata; Tachyglossidae.
AUGGGGGCAGGAGCCAGUGCUGAGGAGAAACAUUCACGGGAGCUGGAGAAGAAGCUCAAGGAAGAUGCAGAGAAGGACGCACGGACAGUGAAGCUGCUGCUUUUGGGAGCUGGUGAGUCCGGGAAAAGCACUAUCGUCAAGCAGAUGAAGAUUAUCCAUCAGGAUGGGUACUCCCUGGAGGAGUGCCUGGAGUUCAUUGUUAUCAUCUAUGGGAACACCUUGCAGUCCAUCCUGGCUAUUGUGCGGGCCAUGUCUACUCUCAACAUCCAAUAUGGGGACUCCGCUCGACAGGAUGACGCCCGCAAGCUGAUACACAUGGCAGACACCAUUGAGGAAGGUACCAUGCCCAAGGAGAUGUCUGACAUCAUCCAACGGCUGUGGAAAGACACAGGAAUUCAGGCAUGCUUCGACCGUGCUUCUGAGUACCAGCUCAACGAUUCUGCUGGCUACUACUUGUCUGACCUGGAGCGGCUGGUGACCCCUGGGUACGUACCCACGGAGCAGGAUGUGCUGCGCUCCCGGGUGAAGACCACGGGCAUCAUUGAGACUCAGUUCUCCUUCAAAGACCUCAACUUCAGGAUGUUUGAUGUGGGCGGACAGCGCUCUGAGAGGAAGAAAUGGAUCCACUGCUUUGAGGGGGUCACCUGCAUCAUCUUCAUUGCUGCCCUUAGUGCUUAUGACAUGGUGCUGGUGGAGGACGAUGAGGUGAACCGCAUGCAUGAAAGCCUCCACCUCUUCAACAGCAUCUGCAACCACCGCUACUUUGCCACCACCUCCAUCGUCCUCUUCCUUAACAAGAAGGACGUCUUCACUGAGAAGAUCAAGAAGGCUCACCUCAACAUCUGCUUCCCUGACUACGACGGCCCCAACACAUACGAGGAUGCUGGCAAUUACAUCAAGCUGCAGUUCCUGGAGCUGAACCUGCGACGGGAUGUAAAGGAGGUCUAUUCCCACAUGACCUGUGCCACCGACACCCAGAACGUCAAGUUUGUUUUUGAUGCUGUUACCGACAUCAUCAUCAAGGAGAAUCUCAAGGACUGUGGCCUCUUCUGA